ACUCUGUUUGUUUUAUCUUCUAGCACCGUCACAUCUUUUACUCUCCCAGAAGAGCUAAGCCCAGGGCAUUUUGUGGCCAACAUCACUGCAGUUGUGCCAGAUGUCUCUCUUUAUGUUGGGCUCAUAUUCUACACCAUCAGCGCCAAUGACUAUCUUGAAAUAAAUAGAUACACAGGUUUAGUCACCAUAGCAAACCGAAUGGAUCGUGACAGCGACACGCUCAGAAACACCCCUACAAUAGCUGUGAUUGUCACAGCUACAUACAGGUCCUCCGGUCCUCCUCUCUUCAGCGCCAUCGACCUGACUGUCACAGUAACAGACAUCAACGACAACCCACCUGCCUGCACCUCUGACAGACCACGGAGAGAAGUACCAGAGACAGAGGCUCCAGGCGCUCUGAUUGCCACAGUCACAUGCUCUGAUAAUGACGUGGAACCGGAGUUUAGGGAAUACAGUUUCACAAGCUUCUCCUGCACAGGAUGCACCCAGCGCUUUACCCUCACGUCAGAUGGUUCCAUUGUGUUAAAUUCAAGUCUCAACUUUGAGGAUCCUAGCAACGUAAACAUUGCCAGUGAAUACAACCUUUUAGUUGUGGCUACAGAUAAGAAUGACACCUCAUUAAAGGGUGAUGCUUAUGUAUAUGUGAGUGUAACACCCAUCAACGAAUUCUCUCCAGUGUUCAAUCCCACAACCUACUUCUUCAGUGUCUCUGAGCUACUUGGAAGGGGCACUGUGAUUGGCUCUGUUGUUGCCACAGAUGAGGACCUACCCCCGACGGAUAUCCACUACUCACUUGUGUCAGGUGGGGGCAGUGGAGGUCUGGCAAACAUCUUUCAUGUAGACCCCAAACUGGGCAGGAUUAGUCUGCUCACCAAGCCUGACUUUGAAGUCACUCCAUCACACACACUGGUCAUCCGUGCGGUGGAUGGGGACCCUGAAGUGCCACGCUCAGAAACCGCUGUCAAAAUCAAUAUCACAGAGGCAAACGAUGAGCCACCAUUGUGUGGUCCUAACAAAACCAACCUGGUUGUCCCCAUCGACAUGCGGCCAGGAUCCAGUGUCCAAGGCUUCAUGCUGACAUGCAAAGACAAAGACUCCCCUCCCUCUUCUUUCAUCUACACAAUCUCAGGGGUAACCAAUGUGAACAACCACUUUGGCUUUUCUCCCAACGCGGGGACCAACAUCACAAGGCUGAUCCUUAGGGAGCCCUUUGACUUUAGCAGUGGGGUAGAUAAGUUGUGGGUCUACAGCCUAGCCGUGCUCAUCUCUGAUGCCAAUCUGCGAGCUGGCCGUGCCCCCCAGACUGGCACCAUCAUCAUUAACGUCCAGGUGGUGGACCCCGACCUCACCACUACCAUGACAACAACAACACCUCGCAUUACAUACAUUGCUGUAACACAGAACACAUAUGAUGCGGAUGAUUGGUACGUGUGGUUUGUGCUUGUCCUGGGUGCGCUCCUGCUUUUGGGCAUCUUGGCAUAUCUGCUGUAUAGAUGCUGCAGAUAUCUCUCUACUAAAGAGUGUAAUUGCUCCUGCGAUUGCUGUGAACCCAAACACAUGGAGGAUGAAGACACCCUCAUUCCAUAUAAAGAUCCUCCAAAACGUGAAGUAUUGAUGGAGGUGACCAAGAUCAACACAAUAUUUGAUGGAGAGGAAGUCGAUCCAGGUGAUGGUUCAUUUGCCAUUGAACCAACUUGGUUAUAUGUUUCGACAUGGCAUCAAGUAUUAAUGACAAUCUCUGGUGUAUACAACAGCAAGUCUGGUGCCCGCCGCUGGAAGGACGCCAUUAUUAUGACUGGCCUGCCACAGACACAACCAGGCAGCAGCACUCUGGUAAUCUCCCAGAAGGCUGGCACUCCUGAGCAGCCACCAGGAACUGCCCAGUCACAAACAUCAAAUGCUGAGAGGCUGGGCUCUGCCCAGUCAGUGGACUGGCCGGGCGACAGGGUGCAGACCUCACAAAACCAUCUGCAAACCUUAAGUGAUAGACCAAACGUUAAGCCAGGCACUGUCCCCAUGACAGCUGAGGGUAUGUCAGAGGUGUAGGGCAAAAAUAGUUUGUACAGCAGAGGAAUUAGUCAAGUAUUGUCCAACGUGACAAAAGUCACUCUGCGUUUGAAUUAUUGCUAUUCAUCAUAUUAUUAUACUGGCAAAGUUUUGCUUGUAACUACAAAUGAGAAAAUUAUCUGGUUAAAUUAAUACAAAUGGUACUUGAGGUGUCUUAAAUUUCUUUUCAGGUUUAAAAUGCAAGUAAUUAGCAUAUUAUGAUUGAUUAUACUUAUUAUACUUUUAAUUCACAACAUUUGUGAAUUAAAAAACAUGUCACAACAAAACAGUAUGGGUUUCCAUUACUUUUCUUAGAGGAUAACUCC
Messenger RNA from Clupea harengus (Atlantic herring), 2372 nucleotides. RefSeq names its product cadherin-related family member 3. Gene Ontology annotation, cellular component: adherens junction; plasma membrane; catenin complex. The annotation marks the transcript as partial. Gene Ontology annotation, biological process: cell morphogenesis; cell migration; cell-cell junction assembly. Gene Ontology annotation, molecular function: beta-catenin binding; cadherin binding; calcium ion binding. The record is from RefSeq and is a predicted model, not a curated record. Lineage: Eukaryota; Metazoa; Chordata; Actinopteri; Clupeiformes; Clupeidae. The transcript is spliced from 13 exons.